This is a messenger RNA of Panicum virgatum (switchgrass), 1122 nucleotides long. RefSeq lists its product as uncharacterized. The record is from RefSeq and is a predicted model, not a curated record. The coding region runs from base 1 to 1122 and encodes 373 amino acids. Lineage: Eukaryota; Viridiplantae; Streptophyta; Magnoliopsida; Poales; Poaceae. The transcript is spliced from 2 exons.
AUGUCGGCGUCCUCCACCACAUCGGCCACCAGCCCUAGCACCGGCCAGGGCACCCUCCCCGCCGCGCACGACUCCGUCGUUUUAGUCUUCGUCAAUCCGUACGCCUCCGUCAAUGUCAAGACCCACGUCCCCAUCAAGCUCGACCUCCAGCUGCCCAACUACAACAAGUGGAACACCUACUUCACCGCCAUGUACGGCUCCGUCUCCGAUGGCGUCCUUGACCUUGCCAUGGCGCUGGAUCAGACCGCCCGCGACCUCUACACGGCCAUCCGUGAUCUGUUCCAGGCGAACCAGGAGCCGCGCGCUGUCAUCCUGAACCAGGAUCUCGCUUCCUCGACUCAGGGUGAUCUCCCCAUCGAAGCCUACGCCACGCAGCUGAAGCAGAACGCCGACGCUCUUCGCGACGUCGGCCACCCCGUGCAGGACCGUCAGCUGGUGCUCACCCUGCUGAACGGCCUCAACCCGCGCCUCUCCAACACCGCCGAUUUCAUCGCCAACACGAGGCCGCUGAUGUCCUUCACCUCGGCGGUGAACAUGCUUCGUCUGAAGGAACUCCGCCUCGCCAAUGACAACAAGGUCGCCUCCAACUCCGCCCUUGCCGCUUCGACUACGGUUGCCUGUACCUCGCCUUCCUGCCGCUCCACACCCUCGUCCUCGCAGCCUCAUGGCGGUGGCAAGGGCAAGGGCAAGGGCGGCAAGGGUGGCGGCAACGGCGGCGGCAACAGCAGUGGCAGUGGCGGUGGUGGUCGCAGCGGCGGCCGCAACCAACAGCAGCACGGCGGCCAGGGUUCCCAGAGUGGAACGCAACCCGGUGCCCCGCCCAACCGCCCAUGGGUCUACUUCAACCCGUGGGCCUGGGGCCCACAGAAGCAGUGGCGUCCUCCCAUGGCGCCGCUCCCUCUGGCACACACUGCCUUCGCACCGUCGCAGGUGUCGCCUCCUGCGCCGGCGCCCGCCGGCUACCCUGCACCAGGUGGCUGGGACCAGGCGGGUCUCAUUGCUGCCCUGAACCAGAUGGCACUUCAGGGUGCCAAUCCAUGGGUGCUCGACACCGGAGCGACAUCGCACAUGUCCUCCAAUGAUGGACCCGAAGACCAGGACCGUGAUUCUUCGCUGCAAUAG